This is a messenger RNA of Erpetoichthys calabaricus (reedfish), 3165 nucleotides long. It is a transcript of the gene ddias, whose product is annotated as DNA damage-induced apoptosis suppressor. The transcript has 5 exons. Gene Ontology annotation, biological process: negative regulation of intrinsic apoptotic signaling pathway in response to DNA damage. The coding region runs from base 357 to 2753 and encodes 798 amino acids. NCBI's taxonomy places the organism in Eukaryota, Metazoa, Chordata, Cladistia, Polypteriformes, Polypteridae. Gene Ontology annotation, cellular component: nucleus; cytoplasm. The record is from RefSeq and is a predicted model, not a curated record.
CUAACCGUUGCUAAGUUACUUCGCGUUGUGGUAAAACCAUAGAUGUGAAGUAAUGGUUAGAUCGACACCUCCUCCCUCCCUGAAAACGAAAAGUCAUAGCAUUGUUCAGAAAUUUUAUGGAGAUACAUAAUGAAUAACACCCUGUAAUAGUAUUACAGUAUUAGUAUUAUUCCGUAUUAACUGAAACGCUUGUAUUAAAUAUUCCCUCUUAACAGCUAAUUAUUGGUGUGUGUGGAUGUGGAUUCAAAACCUCGCGAGAUCUGAGUAACGACCUAUUGAUGUGUUUGGGAAAUUCGAAUUAGUUUAUCAGAAGAAAGAACGGUGGAUGUCGUGUGAAUGUGCCGUUAACAGUAUGAAUGGCUUCCCAGAGCACACUUGUUGGUUCAGUGCUAUCACUACAAGAUCAUUGUUUUUUCUAUCCAUCUUGUCGGGAGUGUUUGUCACGUUUGAUAGUAAAUAAAAACAGAUGCUACUGCAGAAAAUGUGGUUAUUCUUGUGAAGUACACAAUGUUUGUUACCGAUACAGGCUAUCCUUGGGAGCAGCAGAUAAAAAUGAGAUUUUUGGUGUCACAGUUUUUGGCAGCUGCUUGGAUCCUUACUUUGGUGUCACUGCAGGUUUUCUGCAAAGGUUUGUAGAAGAUUUAAAGAACAAUGCUGAAGAGGUUGACUAUGAUCGCCAACGCAGUUUGUUAAUUCAAGCAGUGGAGUACUGUUUUAUAGGAAGACAUUUUAUAUUUGGAGUUAAGUUGUCCCCAAGUCAAACCAAGGCAGACCCUUUAAAUUCAGAAACCACUUCACAGACUUUGUUCAACAGACAUGGAUAUAAUAGGCAGCUUAUUGCUUAUUAUUUUUCUGUGCCAAACACUUCUUUAUUUGGCUGCACUGUAAUGAGCUAUUUUAAGGAGCUCCUGCAGUCAUUUAAUGUUGGCCAUUUUAUCAGUGAUUCACAACUCCCAGGAACUUGUUCACAUACAUCAGAAAUAGACAAUUGCAACUCAUUUAACAGCUUAGGAAGCUAUUUGACAAUAUGUGGAGAGUCACAGGAAGCAUGUAGUCUUUUGAGUCAAUCUGAAGGACCUUUACAGCAGGCACAUGAAAUUAUCACUUCUUCAUUAGACUGUCAUUGCAAAAUGAAUCUGGAUGGUUCUAUUAUAAAUUGUUCACUCUGGGAUAAGAAAUCACCGCAGGUAAAUUCUUUGAAAAGUCUACAAAAAUACAAAUGCAACCACACAAGGUGCUGCCUUGAUUCGUGGUAUUCCUCUGAUUUGCAAGUGGUAGAUGAAGACUGCCAAAGAAAAAAGAAAAAUGUUUUCAGGAUGUGUGAAGGAACUUCUGCAUGUUUUGCUGAGGAAAAAAUGCCUUUUUUAAGGGACAGAUUUGGACAGGAGAACUCACUGUUAUCCAACAAAGAGAGUCUGGCUUUCAGACAAUCACCUUGUUUUAAAUCAAGUACAUUGGAAAGACAUCAUGAAGCUACUGAAAAAAACAAAGAAUGUGAUUUGAAUGAUGCUCAAAAUAUUAUUAAGAUUAAAAGAAAAAAAAAUGAUAAUACUUCGUGGAAAUGGCCAAAUCUCUCUUUCUCAGAAAACAUUGAGUUUAUGAAUGAAUUUAAAAGGAAUGACAAGAUAUCACAUGAGAGUACUGAAGCAAAAAACAUUAAAGAAUUUGUGGAUAUUAGAAAUAUAGACCCUAUAAGUGAUCAUAUUACAAAACGUUACACAUUCCAGAAUAUGACUAACUGUGGUAAUGUUAAAUCUUUUCAACAACCAGUCACCAAUUCUUUCAGUGGUACAAGCAAAGAAAAUUCCGUAUCAACUGGAGACAAACAAAAAGGCAACAGCAGUGUUAAAAUAUUGAGCACCGUCGAACAUGUAAAUGAAGUGAAGAUACCAUUUUUAAAGAAGCAGCUACCCACAUUUAAGAGCUCUAAGAACUGUAAUGAUGGAAAUAUUUCUGACUGCAUGAUCAAUAGGGUAUGUUUUAUAAACAAAUGCCAGACACCACAAGCCAUUUAUAAUAACUUAGAUAAUCUGUACAUGUACAAUGCUUCAGCUGAUCUCUUUAGUAGUGUGGACAGUGCUUGCAUUAAAUAUGAAGAAGUGAAAUUGACAGAGUCAACAGAUUUAAAACCAGAAAAUUGUUCUUUGUUUGUCAAUGAACUUGAUUUAGCUGUUAAAAAUGAUGUAAAGCUUAAUUUUAAUUUUCUUCAGACACUACCCACCAGUGUUAAAGAUAUGUUUCAUCAGGAAAUGGACAAAGAAAGUUGUGACUCUGAUCCAGAUUUGUGUGACUGGCAAAAUUUUGUUCCUUGUUCACAGUCAACUCCUGUUCUGAAGCAUGCCAGUUCUAAAAGAAAUUCCAUCGUUCACCUGUCAUUUUCAAGUUCUCAACUCAAGCUUGGAAAUCACCCACAAAAAAGGAAAACUCUCAAAUAUCUCCCCCUAAAACAAAAUUUUCACUGGAAAAGUAAAAAGAAACUUCAGAAAAAGAAAAACUUGAUCAAUUCUUUUUUAACCAGACAUUCACAAACAUUUGAUAAUUCUGAAAGUUUCAGGGGUGAUAAAGUGAUGAGUAAUGAAUUCUGCAAAAAUCAACUUAAAAGAGAUGGCAAAAGAGCUGAUAGUUCUGUCAUCACCUACAAUGAUAAUUCUGCUGUUACUUUGCAUAACAAUGAUGAACAUAAUCGGCACAAUACUUCUGGAUACAUGUCUGAAGACCUUUUUGGUGAAAGUUCAAAGACACCAUUCACCUAAAGACAAAUUAUUUCUUGCUGUUUAUUUAAAUGUAGAAAAUUAGCAUUAUUAUAUCACAUAACAGUGAAAGUACUGUUUUUAUAAUUUAUGCUAUUUUAACAGAAUUAUUCUGACAUUAGUAUCAAGAAGAGCUAUACUGUACUUCAAAGAUGUAAUGGAAUCUUGAGCUUAUCUUUUAACUGAAUUAAUAAGGUAUUUUGAGGUAUGAAAAGAUUAACUUUGUUUCUGGGUGUUAAACUAAAAAAAAUCAGUCUGGUUAAUACAGUUGUAUAAAGCUUAACAGUUGUACAUUUAUGUUUAUAUAAAAUAACUACAAAAUUUUAUUUCAAUUAUCUAUUUGUAUACUGUGUAUCUGAAACAAAGCACAUUUGUUAAAAGUAAACUAAUUUUGUCUUAUCAUAUGCACAUUGGA